GAGGGGGUGCGAGAGCCCGAGUAGGAGCUGCUCCUCCCGGCACCCCCUCCUCCCGCCUCGCGCAGCCUAUCCCGGCUGGGCCGCGCCGGGCUCGGCCGGGUGCCGAGCGGCUCCGCUCUCGCCUGUUGGGCGGGGAGGGCGGCCGGAGCAAGGGGGAGGGGAGCCGCAAGGACAUGGGCUGGCUCUGAGGGCCGGGGAAGGGAAGCCGACGUGCGUGUGCCUCCCUGUAUUUUAACAACUGUUUGUUGCGGGUGGUGGGGGUUUUAUUUUUUUCCCCUUCAAGGCGGAGGGGAGAACCGUCGCCCCCCGCCCCAGCGCGCCUGCAUGGCCCCUCUACCCCAGAGCGCCCCCGGAAAAUAAAGCCCGCCUCGGGCCAGGUGACAUACCCCCGCCUCCGCGGUCACACACACACACACGCACACGCACACAGCGGCACGGGCGCGGGAGCGCCCGCCUGCGAGACCAUGGAGGGACCCUCGGGCCCGGCGGAGGAGGGGGAGCUGCCUCUCCUCACCGUGAAGCACGAGCUGAGGAACGCCUAUGGAAAAGUGUUCCUAGUAAGGAAAGUAAGUGGCCAUGAUGCUGGAAAGCUGUAUGCCAUGAAAGUACUGAAGAAAGCAACAAUAGUUCAAAAAGCCAAAACAACUGAACACACAAGGACAGAACGACAAGUGUUGGAGCACAUUAGGCAAUCACCAUUUCUGGUCACUUUACAUUAUGCCUUCCAGACAGAUACAAAGCUUCAUCUCAUUUUAGACUAUAUAAAUGGAGGAGAAUUGUUUACUCACCUUUCACAGAGAGAGAGAUUCUCAGAAAAUGAGGUGCAAAUUUACAUUGGGGAAAUUGUUUUGGCACUUGAGCAUCUCCACAAGUUGGGAAUUAUAUAUCGGGAUAUAAAACUUGAGAAUAUUCUCCUUGAUUCUGAUGGCCAUGUGGUGCUGACAGACUUCGGUCUGAGUAAGGAGUUUCUUACUGAUGAGAAUGAAAGAGCAUAUUCUUUCUGUGGAACAAUAGAAUACAUGGCUCCAGAUAUUGUAAGAGGAGGAGACACAGGACAUGACAAGGCUGUUGAUUGGUGGAGUGUUGGUGUUCUUAUGUAUGAAUUAUUAACUGGAGCAUCACCAUUUACAGUUGAUGGAGAGAAGAAUUCUCAAGCAGAGAUUUCUAGGAGAAUAUUAAAAAGUGAGCCACCUUAUCCGCAAGAAAUGAGUGCACUGUCAAAGGAUAUAAUUCAGCGUCUUUUGAUGAAAGACCCCAAGAAGAGGCUAGGUUGUGGUCCCACUGAUGCUGAUGAGAUCAAACAGCAUCCCUUUUUCCAGAAUAUGAAUUGGGAUGAUUUAGCUGCCAAAAAAGUACCAGCUCCAUUUAAACCAGUAAUCAAAGACGAGCUGGAUGUCAGUAAUUUUGCAGAAGAGUUUACAGAAAUGGAUCCAACAUAUUCUCCUGCAGCAACCCCUCAGACUUCAGAAAGAAUAUUUCAGGGGUAUUCUUUCGUUGCACCGUCUAUUUUGUUUAAACGCAAUGCAGCUACAGUAGAUCCUCUUCAGUUUUAUGUUGGGGAUGAGCGGCCUGGAACUACAACUAUUGCCAGAAGUGCUAUGAUGAAGGACUCUCCAUUUUAUCAUCAUUAUGAAUUGGAUCUGAAAGAAAAACCAUUGGGAGAAGGAAGUUUUUCCAUUUGUCGAAAGUGCUUACACAAGAAAACUACCCAAGAGUAUGCAGUAAAAAUAAUUAGCAAAAGAAUGGAAGCCAACACCCAGAGAGAAAUAACAGCUCUGAAACUCUGCGAAGGACACCCGAAUGUAGUGAAGUUGCAUGAAGUUUUUCAGGACCAGCUUCACACAUUUCUAGUAAUGGAAUUGCUGAAGGGAGGAGAAUUGCUUGAGCGUAUUCAGAAAAAGAAACAUUUCAGUGAGACUGAAGCGAGUCAUAUUAUGCGCAGACUUGUUUCAGCAGUGAGCCAUAUGCAUGAUGUAGGAGUAGUCCAUAGAGAUCUGAAACCCGAGAAUUUGUUAUUUACGGAUGAAACUGAUAAUUCAGAAAUAAAAAUAAUUGACUUUGGCUUUGCUCGUUUAAAACCACCUGAUAAUCAGCCUCUUAAGACUCCAUGUUUUACUCUUCAUUAUGCUGCCCCAGAGCUCUUGAAUCACAAUGGCUAUGACGAGUCCUGUGAUCUGUGGAGUUUGGGGGUCAUUUUGUAUACAAUGCUAUCAGGACAGGUACCAUUUCAGUCUCAAGACAAAAGUUUAACAUGUACCAGUGCAUUGGAAAUUAUGAAGAAAAUUAAAAAGGGAGAAUUUUCCUUUGAAGGAGAAGCUUGGAAAAAUGUUUCUGAAGAGGCUAAAGAGUUAAUUCAAGGACUUCUAACAGUGGAUCCAAACAAAAGAAUAAAAAUGUCCAGCCUGAGAUACAACGAAUGGCUUCAGGAUGGCAGCCAGCUGUCGUCCAACCCUCUAAUGACUCCUGAUAACUUAGGCUCCUCAGGAGCUGCAGUGCACACAUAUGUCAAAGCCACUUUUCAUGCCUUUAACAAGUACAAAAGGGAAGGAUUUUGUCUGCAGAAUGUUGACAAGGCACCUCUUGCAAAGAGAAGGAAAAUGAAAAAAACAAGUACAAGCACAGAGACACGUAGCAGCUCCAGUGAAAGUUCACAUUCUUCUUCCUCUCAUUCUCAUGGUAAAACUACACCUACAAAGACACUGCAGCCAACAAACCCCACAGACAGCAAUAACCCAGAAACCAUCUUCCAGUUCUCUGACUGAAAAGCAGAGAAUACCCUGUCUUGAAGAUUUAAGUGGUCAUAAACUUGGUAGUUUAUUAUAAACCUAUAUUGUCUUCUCCCCCCCCCCAAACUCCCUGUGGUUUGCAGGCUACAUUAAUGUGUCUGUUGCUUUAAAAAUAUAUUUCAAUCAUUUUUUACCUUUGUAUUUCAAUACAUUUCUUGUUAGCAUUAAGUUUGGUAUCACUGGAUAUGGUAUAAAACUAUUAUACAACCAACACUGUAUUCUCCUAGGGCUAAAUUACUAUUGUGCAGUGAAGCCCAAGGUCAGGAGCUAUGAUGCUCAUGGUGCAGCUUGGAGGAAGACAGUUUCUCAGUGUCAGUCUUCCUCCUGUUUUCUUCCCCAGUGUUCAAAAGAAAGGAUAGCUCUGUAACAUGUAUAAAACUCUUUAAACUUCUGCUUUUACCCAGCUUUGUGAAGAAUGUCAUAAAAUUUGAUUCUUCAUGCAUGUAAAGAGUCACUGGUACAAUGCACCAAAGCAGUAUAGUAUUUUAAGGCCUCUUAAAUUUGUUGUUACGAUUUACCCCAUUUGUUUGAGUUUGAAGAGCGAAAUGAAUUUAUGCAAUUCUUACGUUCUUUUAAGAAGUAACUCCAAGUAUCUUGUUCUGAACAACUGGGAAUAUAAGUCUUGAGUUGUUUGGGUUUUUUUUUAUUUUAAUUUUUUAGAAACAUCUGGGGUAAAAGAUGUCUGAUGAGGUGAGGUGUCUGGUACUGUGAUACAACAAUUUUUAUUUCUACUUUUUCAAGGUAUAGGCUUUUAAAAUGUUUUACAGAUUCUAAAAUGUAAUGCUGUAAGAGAAAGUGAAAUUUCAUACUGAAUGCUUUGGAAAAUGUUCACAUGUUAAAAUAUCUAUUUCAAGAAUUAAUUAUAAUUUAUAUUUUCUUUUUAUAUUUACACAAUAUCUUUAAAAUACUAAGAAUUUUUUUAGAGAUGCAAAACUCCAGUCUCAACAUUUGUUAUUAUAGGGUCCAUACAAAAUGUAUAAGAAGUUACUGAAUUUUGCAUUGUGCAAAUAUGGCAGUUUAAUAGUGACUGUAAAAUAUUAGGAUAUAUGUUUUUUGCACUUUAUGACAUCGAAAGGAGAUGUUUUAUAAUAAAGUGCACUCAGAUCUCUCUUCCUACAAGGUGCUGAGCACUGUUUUACUGGGUUGAAUGACCUGAAAUCCACCAUAUUCAGUGGUUGUGGUCAUUGUGAAGGAGAAUUCUGUAUUUUGCAGGAGUGAAUCCCUGUAUAUUACCUACUGUUUUCAUUCCUUACUUUAAAAUGCAAAGCUCUUUCUAUCUUGCUUUUACAUUGUACAUAACAAAUACUAGACCUGGGCACCUUGUGUAGUGUAGAUGUUAACAACUUAUGCACUGGGAAUACUAAAGGGAAAUUAUAUUGAACACUGUGCUUCACAACUUGUUCACUGUGGCGUUCUACAGUGAAAUAUUUCCUACUGUGAUAGUAUAGUAUGUACAUAACUGUUUGGAAUCAUAAAUGUGACUUACAGAAACAUCAGCAUAAACUUUUAAAUUGGUAUAUUUUAUAAAUUUAUGGAGAGCUCUUUUAUUGCUUGUAUUCUCAAUGAUUAGGGGUAACUUCAGUGUUAAUGUUAACUCCAGUUUUGCAUAUGCUUACAUGUGUAAGUUUUCACUGAAGUCAGAGAGACUCCUUGAGUAAAGUUUAAUCAUAUGCCUGAAUUUGUGUGAUGGAAGACUAAUUGACUAGAGGAUUUUGUUAACAGCUUGCUCUGUCUUAAAGUAACCUUAAUCCAAACCCUAUGCAAAAAAUGGUUAUAGGAAUUGUUUAUAUCAAUGGUUUUAUUUAUAAAAUUAUAUCAUAUCAGUAUUGACAAGUACAAUACAUCCAUGUUUACAGGGAUUGUGUGUAUCAAAACAAGGCUUUGAAGCCCCAUGUGUUUGUUCUGUGUUUCUUUAAUAUUAAUAAUGGCAUUCUAAGGUUUUGGAAUUGCUCAUGUGAAAUAGUUUACUACUUUCUUGAUGUGAAUGUCAACAGUAAUUGCAGCAUUAAUUUCAGGUUGAUGUGAAUAUUGAGAUUUGCACUGUUUAUGUAGAAGUAGUAUAUUUAAAGAUCAGUAUAUGUGCUAAUAACCCAACCAGUUUUAAGUGGCUGAUGUUAAAAUAUUGAAAAAUAAUUGUCAAUGUAAUAUAUUCAGGUUUGCUUUCUGAAUGCUCUUUUUGGAAAUAAUCUCAACAGUGAACAUGGCUCAUUUGUAAAAGAAUACUUUUCCUCUCCCCAAUAAACUUGCUGUAAAUACAACAAACAAUCCACCAUUAAUACUUGCUAUGCAGACAGUACAGAUGAAUUGGGAGAUUGUAGAACAAGUUGCUUGUGAAGUUAGCACUUGAGGAGUUUAUGGAAUUUGUUGUCUUCAGGAUGAGGAAAACAAAAUAAAAGGGCUUUUUUUCAUUUUGAUUUCAUUUAACCGUAAGAAACUUUUGGAUACUAGGUGGAUUUAGAAUAUUAUUAGAAUUCAACGCUUGUAUUGAAGACAAUUUUUAUA
Messenger RNA from Pezoporus flaviventris, 5288 nucleotides. RefSeq names its product ribosomal protein S6 kinase A5 (gene RPS6KA5). Gene Ontology annotation, cellular component: cytoplasm; nucleus. The coding region runs from base 465 to 2762 and encodes 765 amino acids. The transcript has 16 exons. NCBI's taxonomy places the organism in Eukaryota, Metazoa, Chordata, Aves, Psittaciformes, Psittacidae. The record is from RefSeq and is a predicted model, not a curated record. Gene Ontology annotation, molecular function: calcium/calmodulin-dependent protein kinase activity; calmodulin binding; calcium-dependent protein serine/threonine kinase activity. Gene Ontology annotation, biological process: protein autophosphorylation; peptidyl-serine phosphorylation; regulation of DNA-templated transcription.